AUGUCCCGAAACGGUAUACCUUGCAACAACAGAGAAGAGAUCAAUGUGCUAGGAGACGAUUACGGAUCUCGGGCAGGCUCUUGUCGCGUUUGUGAUAUUAAAUACAGAGCAGCUUCUAAAUACGAGGCAGCGGUUGCCGCCGCUGAAAGCCAGUUUACUGCAAUUGUCAAUGCUGCUUGGAGUAAGAAGAUUGAGGAGGAAGAAAGAGCCAGCUAUGUUAUAGAUACAAUCCCAUCUAUCGAUAGACAAAAGCGGCCUCGUCGCCACAGCUAUCACAGAUAUCACCAUCACCGCGACUAUUAA
This is a messenger RNA of Sclerotinia borealis F-4128, 303 nucleotides long. The record is from the annotation of a GenBank genome assembly. Lineage: Eukaryota; Fungi; Ascomycota; Leotiomycetes; Helotiales; Sclerotiniaceae.